Messenger RNA from Aphidius gifuensis, 2862 nucleotides. RefSeq lists its product as uncharacterized. Gene Ontology annotation, molecular function: zinc ion binding. The record is from RefSeq and is a predicted model, not a curated record. The transcript has 2 exons. Gene Ontology annotation, cellular component: nucleus. Lineage: Eukaryota; Metazoa; Arthropoda; Insecta; Hymenoptera; Braconidae. The coding region runs from base 695 to 2116 and encodes 473 amino acids.
AAUAUCUAUUCAGCCAUUUUUAUUUUUAUCCCAUUUAUUUCCCGCAAAUUUUAGCAAUAUAAUUUUCUCUCAAUUAUCGUAAAACAAUUUACUUUCCAAGUAAUGUAUAAAUAUUUUUUGGCAUUUUUUCUAAAUUAUAACUGUAAUCAAUCACGAGUGUUACUGACCAUUUUAUUGGAUAACUUGGAUUCAUCAAUGACCUUGUAAACAUAGAGUCAUUUUGUUGUUGAGGCAUAUUUUUUUUUUUUUAUUUUCUAGUUCCAUCUUUUUCGUGCGUCGUUGAUUCGUGCGUGAAUUAAGAAAAAGAAAGUAAAAUUUAAUCGUGUAAACGCAACAGGCGGCUGUUGUUUAUUGUGGGAGAAAUAAUUUCAGUAUCUUUUAUCUUGUAAGAUGACGGAAAUGUACGCUUGUGGACCAUCAAAAAUAAUCUUCCUAAAAUUUCCAUAAAAAACAAUACACAAAACUAUGUAAACACAAAAACAUUGAGAAAUUUUAGGCUAUCUUGAAAACGCCAUCCACGUUUUGUCUAUUUUUAACUUAAUUAUAAUAAAAUUAAAUUAAUGUUAUUUAAUAUUAUUAUUAUUAUUAAAUGAUAAAUAAUAUAAUAAAUUUUGUUAAAAAAAAUUUAUGACGCCAAAAAUAUUUGUUAAAAUUUCUUUGUUGUUGUGAUUUUCUUUUUUUUUUUGUGGGAAAAAUGGAAGAUAAUUUACAAACAAAUUCUGUUUGUCGUUUGUGUGGGAUACAGACAAUUGAUACAACUGUUGUUAAUUUAUUUGAUACAGAUCAAAGAUAUCUUCAUCAAAUCCACACAAUUUUUCCAAUUUACGUACAUGCUUGUGAACCUCUGCCAAAAACAAUGUGUCACAUUUGUUGUCAACGACUUGAUUCAACUUACAAAUUUUACACAGCAGUUUUACAGACAGACAAUAAUUUCAAGGAGAAAUUAAUUUGGAUGAAAAAGAGUAAAACACCAUUUAAAAAAAAUGGUAUUACAAUGGUCACACUUGACAAUAAUAAUAUUAAAACAGAAGUUGAAGAACGUAUUGAUGAAACUGAUAAUAUUGUUAUGAACAAUAAAAGUAUAUCACCAACAAAUUCACUUGAAUCCGUAAUUGAAUUAGAAAAUAGUAGUUCAUCAAAUUCAAUUGAAACAAUAAUUUUAACAGAUUCAAGUGAAUCAGUAUCAUCAAAUUGUGAUGAUGAAAUUAUCAUUGAAAAUCCCAACAACCCUUCAACUAUUAAAAGCCAAUUAAUAAAUUCACAAAAUUCCCAAAAUGAUAAAGAAAUAAUAUCAUUAUUUAAACUUAAAAAUAAAUUAGAAGAAUUCAAUAAUAAUAAUAAUAAUUCAGAUAAUAUAUUUAACAAUAGUAAUAAUAAAAAAUUACAAAUUGAUACUAUUAAAAAAAAUUUAUUUUUAUCACCAUCAACAAAAUGUGAAAAAAAAAAAACAAUAAGAACACGUGAUAUUGAAAAUGAAAUUCAUGAUCGUCAAGUACAGUCAAAUUUUAUAUUAGAAAUACCAAAUACAAUUGAUAAUAAAAAUUCACAUUUAAAAAAAAAAUUAUCACCAAUAUUACAUUUAAAAAAUUCAAUUAAUUUAUUUGAAAAUAGAUCACCCCUACGUAGACCACGUAAUUUGUUAGAUAAAAAAAAAUAUAAAUCUAAAAUUGAUAAAAAUAGUCAUAUUAAAAAUAUAAUAAGUAUGUUAAAAAAUGAUAAAAAAUUACAAAAACAUGCUGAAGUUAAAAUUGAUAAAUUAAAUAUUAAAAAACUUGAUGAUAAUUUAAAGAAGUCAUUAAUUAAUUCAACAGUUGAUGUUAAAAAUUGUAUUAAAAUUGAAAAAUAUGAUGAUAAAAGUUCAAAUUAUUCAUUGAGAAUAACAAAAAAUGGUUCAAUACAAAAACCAAUGACUAAAAUUGUUCAAAAAAAAUAUAAAUUACGUGCUAAUAAUGAGGAUAAAAAAGAAUUGAGGUCAGGAAAGUUACUUGUCAUUAAGAGUGAUGAUAAAUGUUUAAAUUUAAAAACAAAACAUAAUUACAUUUGUAAAUUGUGCUGCGAAAAAUUUAGUAGUAGAGAAAUUCUUAGACUUCAUCCAUGCUACUGUGAGACACGAUAAAUAUUAUUAACUUGAUAUUAAUUUCAUGAUAAGAUAAUGAUAAUAUAAUACUCUUAGAUAUUUUAUUUUCAUCAACAUUCUAUAUUUAAUAGCAAUAAUUAUCAUUAUCACUUUUUAGCAACAAACGAUAAUCAAUUAGUUUUUUUUUUUUUCUUUUCACUUAACGAAAAUAUUAGAUUAUAUUUAAAAAUUUAAUCAUUUUAUGAUAUGCGAGCAAAUUGCUGGUUAAAUUUGAUCCAUUUUUUCUUUUGUUUUUUUUUAGUUAAAACAAUAAUCACAAGGUAAAUUGUUUUAACAUGAUUUACAAAAGAAAAAAGAGAAAGAAAUAUACAAUUAUUUGAAUAUUUAUUUACACUUUAUGAUUUUUUAAAAUUAUAAUAUGUUUUUCAUAAUUUUAACGUUUGUUUUUUGAAUAAUAUAUUUAUAAAUUACUUAAAAAAGAAUAUACCAUUGGAUAACAAAAACGUUAAAAAAAGAGAAUGUAUAUUUACAUUAUAGUUUAUAGUUUAAGUUGCUAGAAAAAAUAAUAAAAAAAAAAAAUUUUAGAUAAAUAAUUAUAUUUAAUUAAUAAUUAAGUAUAUAGCUUGUUGAAUAUUUAAUUAAUUAAAAAUUUUAUAUUUAUUUAAAUAUAACUAAUGUAUAAAAAUAAACUUCAUCUAAUUCAAACUUGUAUGAUUUUUGUUGUUUAUAUUUAUUUUAUUUUUGAUUUUAUAAAAAUAAAAAUUAGUUUAAACAAAAUAAAAAAU